AUGGAGCCGGCGAAGAUGGCGUCGCCCAAGAGCGCGCCCAAAGACGCGCAGGUCAUGGCGCAGAUCCUCAAGGACAUGGGCAUCACGGAGUACGAGCCGCGCGUCAUCAACCAGAUGCUGGAGUUCGCCUACAGGUACGUGACCACCAUCCUGGAAGACGCCAAGAUUUACUCCAGCCACGCUAAGAAAUCCAGCGUGGACGCCGACGACGUGCGCUUGGCCAUCCAGUGCCGCACGGACCAGAGCUUCACGUCGCCGCCGCCGCGAGACUUCCUCCUAGACAUCGCGAGGCAGAAGAACCAGACGCCCCUGCCCUUGAUCAAGCCGUAUUCCGGGCCCCGGCUGCCCCCGGACAGGUACUGCCUGACGGCCCCCAACUACCGGCUGAAGUCCUUGCAGAAGAAGGUCUCUUCCUCUGCCGGGCGAAUAACAGUCCCUCGCUUGAGUGUUGGUGCCGUGAGCAGCAGACCGAGCACUCCUACUUUGGGCACCCCUUCGGCACAGGCGGUCUCCGUUUCCGCGAAGGUCGGCACCCCCGUGUCGCUCACCGGGCAGAGGUUCACCGUGCAGAUCCCGUCUUCGCAGGCAACAGUCAAAGCAGCCACACCAACAACUCCAACAGUUCAGAAUGUUCUAAUUAAUCCUUCAUUAAUUGGCCCAAAGAACAUUCUUAUUACUACAAAUAUGGUAUCGUCGCAGAACACCUCCGGGGACGCCAACCCCUUGAAAAGGAAGCACGAGGAGGACGACGACUACGAUACCCUGUGAGGGGGCUGCCCUGGCGCCGUCCCUUCCUCCAGCUGCGAUUCGUGCUGAGCCCCAGGGCUGUUGGCUAAAAAAGCUCUUUGUGAACCGCAGAGAGCCUGUAAAUAGUCUGUUAAUGCACAGUGGUUGUAGAGGGUGGGUAACAUCAUCAUCAUCGCCUGGUGGAACAGCUGAGAAGCACCUCAUUUUUUCCUGUAAUGCCUUUUAGCUCUCGCUGGAAGUGGUGACAGGAGCAGAGCCCUCGUCUCCUCUGGCGCCCGGUUGUGGCUUUGAGGCCGGGGGAGCCGGGGGCUUUUGCCCUGUUGCACCCUGCCCCSUGAAAGCACUGCGGACGGCGCUGAGUGACGUGGAGCCUCACGGAGAUACUGAAUGUGAAACUGAGGCAGGAAUGAACAGACUCGUGCCGAGGAAGGAAAGAUCUAGGACAUGCUGGCUUUUUUUUUCCCCUAAAUGUGUUUAUUGCUUCUAGACUGUUAUUUCUAUACUGUGUUCUCCAGGUGCAGCUUUACUAUGCAUGAGGAUUGUCUCUUACAGCAGAAAUACAGAGUAGAGGAGGGGGUUUCUGCAGAGCGCUUGCUCAGUUCAGCCUCUGGCCUAAGUUAGUGGCAGGGGGGCCUUAGCCCCAGCCCUGCCCAGCCCCUCUGCCCGGCCCUGCAGGGCGGCUCUUGCACCCCCUGCCUGCCCCCGCAGCCGCUCCGGGCUCAGCGGCCUAGCUGCAGUUAACAGAACUUGUUCUUAACAGCAGCAGGUGCAGGAAGCACCAGCCCGGGGCAGAGGGAAAGGGCUGCUGCUCAGGAACAAUUUGCUUUUGGUCUGUAUUAGGCUCUCAGC
Nothoprocta perdicaria is the source of this 1596-nucleotide messenger RNA. It is a transcript of the gene TAF9B, whose product is annotated as TATA-box binding protein associated factor 9b. Gene Ontology annotation, molecular function: protein heterodimerization activity; RNA polymerase II general transcription initiation factor activity; transcription coactivator activity. Gene Ontology annotation, biological process: DNA-templated transcription initiation; RNA polymerase II preinitiation complex assembly. Lineage: Eukaryota; Metazoa; Chordata; Aves; Tinamiformes; Tinamidae. Gene Ontology annotation, cellular component: transcription factor TFIID complex; SAGA complex. Bases 1 to 768 code for a protein of 255 amino acids. The record is from RefSeq and is a predicted model, not a curated record. The transcript is spliced from 7 exons.